AUGAAGGGGUUGACAUUAAAUUGCAUGGACCGUAAAUCUGAAGCAUAUGAGCUUGUUCAGCAAGGAUUAAAGCCCGAUAGAGAAUACAGGGAGGCAAUCAAAUGCUAUAGAAAUGCACUGAGGAUCAAUCCAGACAAUAUUGAAAUUUUGCGGGAUUUGUCACUGUUACAGGCGCAAAUGCGAGAUUUGGCAGGGUUUGUCGAGACAAGACAACAGCUCUUGUCUCUAAAAUCAAAUCAAUCUGUUCUCAGUAAAAAAUUACACUUGUAA
Molecule: messenger RNA, 270 nt
Organism: Humulus lupulus (European hop)
Lineage: Eukaryota; Viridiplantae; Streptophyta; Magnoliopsida; Rosales; Cannabaceae
Product: N-terminal acetyltransferase A complex auxiliary subunit NAA15-like
Exons: 4
Coding region: 1-270 (89 amino acids)
Biological process (GO): N-terminal peptidyl-methionine acetylation
Cellular component (GO): cytoplasm
Molecular function (GO): protein-N-terminal amino-acid acetyltransferase activity; protein binding
Source: RefSeq, a predicted model, not a curated record